Capsicum annuum is the source of this 2744-nucleotide messenger RNA. Its product is annotated as putative oligosaccharyltransferase complex subunit CG9662. Lineage: Eukaryota; Viridiplantae; Streptophyta; Magnoliopsida; Solanales; Solanaceae. The transcript has 3 exons. Gene Ontology annotation, cellular component: oligosaccharyltransferase complex. The record is from RefSeq and is a predicted model, not a curated record. The coding region runs from base 198 to 695 and encodes 165 amino acids.
AUUAUUUAUCCAUUCGGAUGUACCAAACAACCCCUUACAUGUAAGUUGCUAUUUGGGCAUUUUCCCCCAAAUUACACUCGCACUGUGCAAAUCUACGAACAAAUAGUCUUACUAAUUGCAAAUCCACCAUAAAUUGCGUACGUAUAUCACACUUCAGCAAAUCUACCCCACCGCAAACCCCCGCCGGAAAAUCAAGAAUGCCACCGAAAUCCGAACCCACCACCACCAAAACCCAAUAUUCCGAUCCAUCAGAUGACUACUCCAUCGACCCAAUUUUCCACAUCCUCCGUAUUCUCCCUUUCUCCUUCCUCCGCCCACCAAAGCUCCGUCUCAAAAUCCCCACAAUCACUCUCCCCUCCGCCAUGACAGUUUUCACAUUCAUCCUUCUCACUUACUUCAUGGUCGUCUCGGGAAUCGUCUACGACGUCAUUGUUGAACCGCCAGGCAUUGGAUCAACGCAAGACCGGUUCACUGGUGCUGUUAAACCGGUGGUUUUUAUGCCGGGUCGGGUUAAUGGUCAGUAUAUUAUUGAAGGAUUAUCGUCCGGGUUCAUGUUUGUACUUGGUGGUAUUGGGAUUGUGCUUUUGGAUUUGGCACUUGAUAAGAAUCGGGAGAAGAGUGUAAAGAUUUCAUUUGCAUCAGCUGGGAUUGUGUUUGUUGUCAUUGCGUAUGUUAUGAGUUUUUUGGAUGAAUAGAUGAGGCAUUUGUGCUCAUGUUCAACCAGACCACAUUAUAAGAAUAUUUUUUAGCUCUGGUUAUGGAAGAAGGAACCGAGAAGAAGGUAUCAGCAACAACUGGUUUUCAUUUGAUUAACUUAUCGUGUAACCGGUUGUUUAUCUCAAUUAGAAUGGUGAACUAUAUGAAUGUCUGUUCCUCUUUAUGGAGGUCCUUGAUUCCCUAUCAAUGGAUACACUUCUAGGUGAAGGGGUUUCUUAAAUGUUAGAACUGUUGAAGUAUUUUGACCAAUCAUCUGAUGAAAGGACGGAAACACAUUCCCAGUGAGAAAGAAUGGGCAAACGACAUGUUCGUUUCAUUAGUUGAUGGGCCUUUUUACAGCUAUGUCAAAGUCUUUUUUCUGAAAGUCUCUUCCUCUUUUUGUUUCAAUUAUUCCCUCAUUUGAUUUGGUUUCCUUCUUAAGUCCCACAUUUGUUCUUUUUGUUCAAGUUCUUUUUUGUUCAAGUUAUGCUUGGAUUCCUUGUUAUGUCAUUUCAUUAAUUCACGUUGUAAUUAUAGCUUUGCGGUACACCUUUCUCGAUCUUGUAGUUUUCAAGCUCAUAUUAACUAUCAGGUUCCUUAUUUUGUAUGAGGGUCAACCCUGGAGUUUCCAUAGUGCUUUCAGCUCUUUCAAUUUCACCCUCUUCUGAUUCGCUUGUAUGAAUAACUUUUAGAGGAUGACCUUCUGAAUCUAUGGAUUGUCCAGCAUGGUUCAGAUGCAUUAGGUCUUCUGCCAUACUGUAUUACAGUGAUAGAUACAUCGAACUACUACUAGCUGGUUGCUGGUUUUCCCUUCAAAGGUCGAUGCAUCUAGAAUGCAGAAGCAUUAUUUAAGCUGCUGACAAAAAUGCAGAAUGCAUUUCUAAAGGGGUGUUUUUUUCUUAUAGCAGUUGGAGCCUAGUAGGUGAAUAUUUGAGAUAUGCAUCAUGUUAAUCGUUCGUUUAGACUUUCUGAUAGCUCGUGUACUAGAGUUUCUCAACCCUUGUUCUAUCCGUCCCAGACUUGCAGACGUUCUUCAUUUCACUAAGCUCCCUGCAUCAUGUGGAUCUUUUACUUCUUGGUACUUGUUAUCUCACUUGAACCUGUUCUGAUGAUGGCAUAAUACCCUUCCAUGAAUUCCUAUGUUGAAUGGCUGAUGCAUCUUUGCCUUCACUGCUUAAUGAUGACCACAAUCUCACAGGUCUGUAUCAAUCUUUUUCCAUCUCUUUGAUGUUUAGAAAGAAGAGGAAGAUCUUUUUUGUACCUGAAAUGUUAUUGAAGUGUGUUAACUGAAUCUGAUUGCUUGGUGACUGUCUUAGUCUUUCCUCCGCCUUCAUACAUAUUUUGAGCAGCGUUUUGAUAACAAAACGAAAAAAAGCUUCACCUGUCUUCAUUAUAGGACAUCAUGCCCUCGUGCGAAUCUGCUCUACUGCAAAUUAAACUCAAGCUUGUGCUGCAACUUUUGAUUGAUUUGCACUAAUCAACAUUCUGGGCCUCAUGUAUGUUGGAGUCGGGCUGGGAACCUGAGUGUAGAUAGUAAUGUUGCUGCAAUGUGAUUAGGAGGUCACAAAUUCAAGUUGCGUACAAUAGAAGACCCUUGUGGUCCAGCCUUCUCCAGAUCCCGUGCCUAAGUGGAAUCUUAGUGCACUGGACUGCUCUUUUUACGUAUAUUAGAUUCGUAGGUUAAUUGGGUGUAAUCUAGGUAGAUUGAACCCUCAAAUGUUGACUGGCAGCCUAAUGAAAUGUUUUAAUUUUCUUAGUCAACAGAAGAGCUAGACGCUGGUGAUUAAUGCACAACAUAUGAAUUGAUCUCGAGAUCUUUUACAAUUGUUUAUUUCGAAGUUGAAGUUCCAUUAGCUCCCUUGUUCAGCAGCUGUAGAAAACAGUAAUGUGUGUGUGUGUGUUUUUGUAUGUGUAUAGAGAGAGAGAGGAGUGUCUGAACUGGGUACCAAUUUUGCAACAUUUUUCAAUUUUACGUUGGUGCAUUGACAUACAUAUAUAUUUGAAGUGUACGAACUGUAGUUGAAUGUCUUUCACAAUCAUCAAGCAUU